Sorex araneus (European shrew) is the source of this 2043-nucleotide messenger RNA. It is a transcript of the gene ZNF358, whose product is annotated as zinc finger protein 358. Bases 342 to 1958 code for a protein of 538 amino acids. Gene Ontology annotation, cellular component: nucleus. The record is from RefSeq and is a predicted model, not a curated record. The transcript is spliced from 2 exons. Lineage: Eukaryota; Metazoa; Chordata; Mammalia; Eulipotyphla; Soricidae.
GAGCCGGGCCCGGGGCGCGCGUGCGGGGCGCGCCGCAGACAAAGGCGCGGCGGGGCCGGCGGGCGGCGGGGCGGCGGGGCCCGGACAAAGGCUGCCCGGGGGGCGGGGGGCAGCGAUGGCGGCGCGGGCGGACUACAAGUCCCAGCAGCUCCCGCUGCGGCCCUCGGCCGGCCCCUCUCGCUCCCCGGGAGCGCCUGGCGGGGCCGCUGGGCCGAGGGGGCCGCCGGCGGGGCUGGCGGGCGGGGGGCUUCCUGCAGGCCCGGGGGGCGCCGGCGGCCGGGCAGGGGCAAGGGGCGCCGGAUUGUGUCCGGGAAGGCGCGGGCGUCCCGCGGCGUGGCAGAAUGCGGCGCUCCGUCCUCGUGAGAAACCCCCGCCACGGAGGGCAGAAUCCCCCGCAAGCAGAUCUCGAUUCGGACUCCGACCUGGACCCCACGCGGGAAGCGCUGAGCCCGCUUCCCGAAGACCUGGAGGACGCCAGCUAUGACGAUCCGGACCCCCUCCCGGACCAUCUCCACCUGGACUCCCAAGCCCCCCCGAGCGCCCUCUCCAUCACCGCCGACGACGCAGACCCUCAAGAUUCCGACCCGGAUCCCGACGUCAUCGGCCCGGUGCCCCUGAUCCUUGACCCCGACAGCGAGGCCCUCAGCCCCGCCCCCGCCCCGGACCUGGACCCGCUGGCCUCCGACGUGGAGGCGGCCACCCCGGUCCUGGCCAGCGCCGGCCCCGCGGCGCUGCCCGCGCCCGCCAGCCCGCCGCGGCCCUUCUCCUGCCCGGAUUGCGGCCGCGCCUUCCGCCGCAGCUCGGGGCUGAGCCAGCACCGCCGCACGCACAGCGGGGAGAAGCCCUACCGCUGCCCCGACUGCGGCAAGUCCUUCAGCCACGGCGCCACGCUGGCGCAGCACCGCGGCAUCCACACGGGCGCGCGGCCCUACCAGUGCGCCGCGUGCGGCAAGGCCUUCGGCUGGCGCUCCACGCUGCUCAAGCACCGCAGCAGCCACAGCGGCGAGAAGCCGCACCACUGCCCCGUGUGCGGCAAAGCCUUCGGCCACGGCUCGCUGCUGGCACAGCACCUGCGCACGCACGGGGGCCCGCGGCCGCACAAGUGCCCGGUGUGCGCCAAGGGCUUCGGCCAGGGCUCGGCUCUGCUCAAGCACUUGCGCACGCACACGGGCGAGCGGCCCUACCCGUGCCCGCAGUGCGGCAAGGCCUUCGGCCAGAGCUCGGCGCUGCUGCAGCACCAGCGCACGCACACGGCCGAGCGGCCCUACCGCUGCCCGCACUGCGGCAAGGCCUUCGGCCAGAGCUCCAACCUGCAGCACCACCUCCGCAUCCACACGGGCGAGCGGCCCUACGCCUGCCCGCAUUGCUCCAAGGCCUUCGGCCAGAGCUCGGCGCUGCUGCAGCACCUGCACGUGCAUUCCGGGGAGCGCCCCUACCGCUGCCAGCUGUGCGGCAAAGCCUUCGGCCAGGCCUCCAGCCUCACCAAGCACAAGCGGGUGCAUGAGGGCGCGGCUGCGGCAGCGGCGGCGGCAGCGGCGGCGGCGGCAGCGGCGGCGGCGGCGCUGAGUCCGGCUUCGGUGUUGAGACCCGGGCAGGGCUCGCUCCUGGAGGAUCCCGAGGCUGCGUCCGUGCUCGCUCCGGGCCUGGGCCCCAGCACCGGCCUCGGGCCCGACCCGGGCUCCGGGCUGGGCUCGCCUCCCCAAGCCCGCCUCCCGUCCACCCCCGCCCCGGAGCCGGGCCCCGGGUCGUCUGACCCCAAACCCGGGCCGGACGCCACGUCUGAUCGCGGGGGCGCUGGCUGGAGCCCCGACUCGAGCCCGGUGCCCAGCCCCCAGCCCCAGCCCGACUCUGAGCCGGGGUCUCCCGCCCACCACCCAGUCAGCCCAGCAGCGGCCCCUAGCGGGGAGAGUCCUGAAUGGCAACAGGAGCCAGGGGCACUGCUGGGGCCGGAUGGCUGACGGUGUGUGUUGGGGGGACACAGGCCGUCACGGGAGCUGGGAAUUGUGUGUCGUGCAGUUAGUAAACUCCUCCCACUGCCUCUUU